Danio rerio (zebrafish) is the source of this 2550-nucleotide messenger RNA. The record is from RefSeq and is a predicted model, not a curated record. NCBI's taxonomy places the organism in Eukaryota, Metazoa, Chordata, Actinopteri, Cypriniformes, Danionidae.
CCUUUCAGCCAAUCAGAUGAGAGCUGUAGUCGAUGACAACCACUCUGCGUUCCAUUUGCGCAGACUGUUUCUCUCCAGCAUGGCGAACGGAGAAAGUCGCAGUCGCACUUUUUUUCCUUUAUUUAUUUAUUUGACCAUAGCCUCACUCUUUUUAUCCAUUAUUUUGCCGCAGCUCCGCUCUUCUUAUUUAUUGUCUUGCAGUCCUAUGAGCAAACUGUAGCCUGCAGGGUAGUGCUGAUAUAAAUAUCAUUCCGGCCACUCUCAGCUAACAGCGCCAUUGUGGUCUAGUGGACCUUUGAAGCUAUCGGAUCCGUGUUCGAUCCUCACCUAAGACAAAGUGUCCAAACACAGAGGAAAACUCCUGCUGAAGCGACUGAUCUCCACACUGUUAUAAAGAUGGCGUUUAUUAAAGAGGAGAGUGAAGACCUGAAGAUUGAAGACACAUUCAUAGUCAAACAGGAAGAUCCUCAACAAACAGAGCUGAUGGUGCUGAAAGUAGAGACUCAAGACCUUGAAGAGAGGGAUCAGUUCGAGAAACGGCAACAUUUAACGAUUGAUAAAAAACCACCAAAGAAGUACUUAUCAUGCAAUAACACACCCUGCCCUCAAUGUGAAAAGAAGUUUAGUUCGAAACAAGCACUUCAAAUACACACCAGAGUUCACACAGGAGAGAAGCCUUUCUCGUGUGCUCACUGUGGGAAGCGUUUCAAUCAGAAGCAAAACCUCAAAGUCCACAUGAGCGUUCACACCGGACAGAAGUCUUAUGCCUGCCCUCAGUGCGGAAAGAGUUUCUGUCGAAAAGCAGUGCUUAAAGACCACAUCAGGAUUCACACGGGAGAGAAACCUUUCUCUUGCGUUCACUGUGGGAAGAGUUUCACUCAAAGACCAAACCUCAGAGUCCACACUAGAGUUCACACCGGUGAGAAACCGUUCAUAUGCCAACACUGUGGUAAAUGUUUCGCUUAUAAAUCAGUCUUCAGGACACACGAGAGUUCACACUGGGCGGAAAGCCUCACACCUGUGAACACGGUGGAAAUAGUUUCAGUCGAUUUCAAAACAUGACAGAUUGAAACUAUUAAGAAAUCAUUUGAACGCCAGAGUCGUGUACGGUUUAGUCUAAUAUUUGUAUUUUGACUAGAAGGUUGUAGCCUACAACAGUGGUCCCCAACCUUUUUAUCACCACUCAGCCGUCAACGAUUGUCAAUUUGACCACAGACCAGGUGACCAUCAACCGUUUUCUCAGAAGUUGACGAGCUGACAAGACAUUGCUGCAACUCUGAUACGAGUUUUAUUUAUAGAGAAAAGAAAUCCCUGCAGUGUUUAUCUGAUAUAGUCUACUGAAAUAUGCAUAUUCCAUCAAAGUAUGAAGCUGAUUGGUCAGUUCUUGUCAUGUGACUCGCAGUGCGCUUGUAAAAAUUUAAAGAUGUUUUCAACUGGAUGUGCCUGGAAGGGUGCGUCAAUCCUAAUAUGCGCAUAACAGGAGCAGUGUUAGCCUAACUGGUGCUCUAAUCCAGGGGUGUCCAAACUCGGCCCUGGAGGGCCGGUGUCCUGCAUAUUUUAGCUCCAACUUGCCUCAACACACCUGCAAGGAUGUUUCUAGAAAGCCUAGUAAGAGCUUGAUUAGCUAGCCUAGAUGUGUCUGAUUGGGGACACCGGCCCUUCAGGACCGAGUUUGGACAUGCCUGCUCUAGGCAAACGAUGACCGUGCUGCCCUCACGGUGCUCAUAAGACCCUCAUGCAAGUGAAAACUAGUAGUGGGGGGUUGGUAGUCGGGUCACGGACAAAAGUGAGCCGGGGUUGUUGUUGUGGAGGGAUUAGGUGGGUUGUCGCCAGACGAAAGUAAACAGCAGGACAGGGGGUGGAGUAUGGCUGUCACGGACCUAAGUUUGGGGUGGAGGGAUGUUUGGUGGUGGUGGGGGAUUGGUGCAUUCACGGCCGAAAAUAAAAAGCAGGGAGGGGGGUUGGAGGGUGGGUCUGUCUCCAUGCCGCCCCUAACAAGAUGCCAUCUUGGUCAAUCGCCUAUAUUGCGUAUGCCUAAAUCCACCACUGACGCGCAAGCCAAGAAAUAACAGACUUGCACACGGAAAGAUGCAAUAUGUGAAUGGCCGCCAUCAUUUGUAAUCUCCGGCAGUUGAUCUUGCCAGAGACAUGCUGGAUUUACCUGAUUUGAUGCGGAUCCGCUCCUUUGCAGUUUGUGGGUCCUUCACUGGGACUUUUCCUCUUCGCAAUGAAACUUUCCAAAGACUUCUUGUUUCUUAUUCAUUUUGCUGCUUGUGGGUUAAAUUUUGGUGCUUAAGUGACCGAAAUGUAACCAAGAGAAUACGGUCAUUUUUCAUAAUAAAAGACCUUUCAAAAUAAAAGAUCAUUCAGACACGGAUAAUAAAUAAAACAGAAAUAAAUAAUGAUUUCUUGUGUGGCCUGGUACCAAUUGAUCCACAGAACUGUACCUGUUCGUGGCCCAAGGGUUGGGGUCCAGUGGAUAUUUUUUUGUUUACUGUUUUAAUAAUAGUUUUACAUAUACAUUUAUAAAGUAAUAGACUUGUUUUCUGA